Molecule: messenger RNA, 2084 nt
Organism: Diospyros lotus (date-plum)
Lineage: Eukaryota; Viridiplantae; Streptophyta; Magnoliopsida; Ericales; Ebenaceae
Exons: 2
Coding region: 385-1713 (442 amino acids)
Biological process (GO): ubiquitin-dependent protein catabolic process
Cellular component (GO): endoplasmic reticulum
Molecular function (GO): ubiquitin protein ligase activity; ubiquitin-like protein conjugating enzyme binding
Source: RefSeq, a predicted model, not a curated record
UCAAUGGAAGAUGUAUGGAACCAUCCAAACCGUUCCACCGAGAUUCAGCAGAUUUACGGGUCCAAACCGAAGAGAAGAGAAGACCCACCGUCAAUCCCCUCACCGCUUGCAUUUCGCCUAUCUCUCUCCCUCUCCCUCUCCCUCUCUCUCACCAGAUACCCAAAUAGAAGAAGAAGAAGAUGGCUCUGUCAAUUCCCCAUGCUUGCCAAACUCUGAGAAACAAACGUUUCCUUACCCGGGAUUUCACCUCUUUCAUACAGGUGGCAAAUUUUGCGUCUUUUUAGCUCUCGGGAACCGUCCGCUUUUUGCAAUCUCUCGUGGUUCCUUGAAGAGGGUAUUUGGGAUUUUCGACUUGGGUAUUUGUGGCGCAUUAUUGCUGGUACUAUGGGGGAUGAUUCUAGUAUGGACGUUGAUCGUUUGAACCCACCGACUGGUUCACUGGUGAAUAAUCAAUUGAGAAGGGGACGACAUCUUCAGAUUGAGGAACGAAUUCGACAGCUUCAAGCUGUCUCUGCUAGGGCUAGGCAGCGCCAGAGAUGGCGCCGAGCCCGAAACCUUCCCCUUACCGAUAAUGUUAUGAGUGAGGGAACUGAUGGUGCUGGUGGUGAGGCUACAAUGCAAGAUGGGGAGAAUAGAGUUGCCUUGGAGGAAGAGAGAAUUGAGAGGGCCAAAAGUUGCAUAAUGAAUGGCGCCCAUUUGGUUGCAAAGGCUCUUGAAUUGCAAGAAGAUGUUAACAAGGUUGUUGGUGAUGGAGAUGGAUUUUUCGAUUGCAAUGUAUGCUUGGAUAUGGCCAAAGACCCGAUAUUGACCUGUUGCGGUCACUUGUUCUGUUGGGCGUGCUUCUAUCAGUUGCCUUACAUCUAUUCAGUAGCUAAGGAAUGCCCAGUUUGCAAGGGAGAGGUAAUGGACAAUAGCAUCACUCCUAUCUAUGGCUAUGGGACCAGUGGCAAUGUAUCCAAAUCGGAGUAUGGGGUGACUAUACCCCCAAGACCCCAGGCCCGUCGAAUAGAGAGUGUUAGGCAACAACAGGUCGGCCGAGGCACAUCCCAUGUUCCAGUUGUGGAUGCAUUUCAAAGAAUUAGAAUGCAGAUAACUGCUGCCGCGGUGGGCCGCGCACAGCAACAGCAUCCUAGCAGCGGCGGCGUAAGCAUCAGCUCUGGCAGAGCCAAUGCGGCUGAUCAGGUCCCCGCCCCUGACGUGCUGAUCAAUACCAUGUUAGGGGGAGGCAACCAACGCCCCCGACCUCGUCAACCUACGAGAGUAGCAUUGCAUACUUCUGCUGCUGCUGCUGCUCCUGCUGCUUCGGUUCCUUCUGUUCCAUCUUCGCCGUAUAGCCCGAGACUGUUGUUUGAGGAGCUUGAGUUAUAUUUUGGUGGCCGUUUCUUGGGAAGAACCAGUGAGCAGCUGGUUACACCAAUUGGUGGAGCAGAUCCUUUUUCUAGCACUUCUGCUGUUGCACAGCCACAACAAGAGAUUGUGCAGGAUUCAACCACUGAGGUCUAUCCUGCAGCAGCCACUGCUUCAUCUUCCCAAAGAAAUGCUGCUUCUGCUUCUCUUGUCCAGUUGGGAACACAAGGAACCGAACCUCCAACUGAGGCAAAUUUAACUGAACCCGAACCCUCUUCGUCUUCCAGGAGAAGAAUCCGCCUUUCUGAAGUGUCAGAUGGAGGCAAUGGAGAUUCUCGUGAACCUAGGAGGAGAAGACUAAACUAGCAUAGAUAUUUCUGCUUUUAAUUGUAUUUAUAAUAAGUUUGCGACUUCCUUUCAUUAGACAUACCCUCUCUCAUAUUAAAAACAGAUUAUAGUUCUUUGGGCUUGUAUUUGAUUUAUAGAACAGUUUAUAGAAGCACAUUUAUUUUUGUUUUCUUCUUCAAUGGCAAGCAUGUUUAUAAAAGAAAUGCGAUCCCGCAUUGUGGAUCUUACUUUCCAAGGAAAGAGCUACUGAUAUUGUCUUCCAUAGAUUUUAGCUUGAAUACCUGAUUGUAUGGCAGGACACAUUUGUUAGGCAUAGGUCGACUAGUCUUAUUUAUAACUCUUGUAUAUCUAAUUGCUAUUUUUUAUCUCCCAAUAUACUUGCUUAUGUA